GACGCGCAUGCCUUGGUUUCCUGUUGCUCUCUUCCGGUAUUUUUUGUCAUAUGACUGGUUAAAGCGCCCUGUCGCAAAGGUACAGAACUUAAUUUAACAAUUUAACAAUGGCGACAAUGUUGGAUAAAAGACCUAUGGACAGCCUGAAUGGGCCUGAUGCUGCGGCUAGACAACAUGCCCAGGCAGUCAGCAGGAACUACAUUUCGCAGCCAAGACUGACCUACUCUACAGUAUCUGGUGUAAAUGGACCCCUUGUUAUCUUGGACCAUGUGAAGUUCCCCAAGUAUGCAGAGAUUGUUCACCUGACGCUGCCUGAUGGCACCAAGAGGAGUGGACAAGUGCUGGAAGUCAGUGGCUCCAAAGCUGUAGUCCAGGUGUUUGAGGGGACAUCUGGUAUUGAUGCUAAGAAAACAGCCUGUGAGUUUACAGGUGACAUCCUUCGCUCACCUGUGUCGGAGGACAUGCUUGGUCGAGUAUUCAAUGGCUCUGGUAAACCUAUUGACAGAGGACCCACUGUGCUGGCUGAAGACUUUCUGGAUAUCAUGGGUCAGCCUAUCAACCCUCAAUGCCGUAUCUACCCAGAGGAGAUGAUUCAGACUGGUAUCUCUGCUAUCGAUGGCAUGAACAGUAUUGCCAGAGGCCAGAAGAUACCCAUCUUCUCUGCUGCAGGUCUCCCACACAAUGAGAUUGCUGCCCAGAUUUGCCGUCAAGCCGGACUGGUUAAAAAAUCAAAAGAUGUGAUGGACUACAGUGCUGAUAACUUUGCCAUUGUGUUCGCUGCUAUGGGUGUUAAUAUGGAAACCGCUCGCUUCUUUAAAUCUGAUUUUGAGGAAAAUGGCUCCAUGGACAAUGUGUGCUUGUUCUUAAAUCUUGCAAAUGACCCCACCAUUGAGCGUAUUAUUACUCCUCGCCUUGCACUGACUACAGCGGAGUACCUGGCUUACCAAUGUGAGAAACACGUCCUGGUUAUUCUCACAGACAUGAGCUCCUAUGCUGAGGCCUUAAGAGAGGUUUCGGCAGCUCGUGAGGAGGUGCCUGGUCGCAGAGGGUUCCCUGGGUACAUGUACACUGACUUGGCCACAAUCUACGAGAGAGCCGGGAGAGUAGAGGGCAGAAAUGGUUCAAUUACACAGAUCCCCAUCCUUACCAUGCCUAAUGAUGAUAUUACCCAUCCUAUCCCUGACUUGACUGGAUACAUCACAGAAGGACAAGUUUAUGUUGACCGACAACUUCACAACAGACAGAUUUAUCCUCCCAUUAACGUUCUGCCCUCACUGUCUCGGUUGAUGAAGUCUGCUAUUGGAGAGGGGAUGACUCGCAAAGAUCAUGCUGAUGUGUCCAACCAGCUGUACGCCUGCUAUGCUAUUGGCAAAGACGUCCAAGCAAUGAAGGCAGUGGUGGGUGAGGAGGCUCUCACCUCUGAGGAUCUUUUGUACCUGGAAUUUCUACAGAAAUUCGAAAAGAAUUUCAUCGCUCAGGGUCCAUAUGACAACAGAACUGUGUACGAAACCUUAGAUAUCGGCUGGCAGCUGCUUCGAAUUUUCCCCAAAGAGAUGCUGAAGAGAAUCCCACAAAGCACUGUGGCUGAGUUUUACCCGAGGGAAUCUUCCGCUCGCCAUUAAAACAAAACGGAAAGAUGGUGACAGAGUACUCUGCAUUUAUGUCAUUGUAAUUUUCAGUAACAGACCUUUGUCUUUUUUGAUAGUAUACUUCACUGUUUUGAAGUGUAGUUGUACUUCUAAGUUUGAAAUAGUAUGGUACCUGUAGGGGAAAGAGACUUACUGUACACCGUUAUUUUUAGGGGAAUCUUUUACUUUUGAAAAGCAUUGAAAUAAGCAGACAAUCUCAAAUACUGCAUACCAGGAAUGAAAUAAGAUUUGAUAACAAUACAAACAUGCAAUUCACCGCAUUGACAAAUGAUCAUUUGUUAAACAAGAUGACAGCAACAGAGAAUAAUGGCAUUUUUAUUUUUUAUAGUAAACUUUAUUUAGCAUACUGGGGGCUUUCUUAUUAAGAAAGACUUACACCUGGUCCAUUGUACAUAUUAGCUUAUUAUAAAUGUUGUUGUAUUAAAAGAACACAAUAAUUUAGUAUGAAAUUUAAAGUGUUUAAUUCUUUCAACUGCAAAUCAUGGAAAGAUUCCAAACAGAGCAGCAGUUCUAAUAUACUUAAACUGAAAAAUAAAUAAAAAUGGACCAAGGUAUACAUAUGACGCAACACUAUUAAAUUGGUCUUUCUGUGAAGUCAGUUAGUGCUGAAAUGUAAUUGAUGUCGAUUCUUAGUGGUGAAAUGUUUGCUGCAUUGCUAUUAACCUUUAUUCAUAUCCAUCAAGUUUUUGGAUGUCAGAUGCUACUGAAAGAUAAUAACUGUAUUUAAGCAAUAUUUACAAUCUCUGUGUUGUAUGCAAGUUAAAAUAGAAAGCUCUCAGAAUCAUUCCUGUUUGUGCUGAUGUCAUUUCCCUGUUCUUUCAUACUUUAUUGGAUUUGGUUAUAACAAGUUUACAUUAAAUUCUCAAAGCACAUAUUAAAUAUGUAUGUACUUGGGCUUUUGACUGGAGAUCCAUCAUUUGUAUUUAUAUUCCUGUAUUAACUUUUUUUUUCUCUUUCCUUGAUUUAAAUGCUUUCUGACUGCUUGAGUUUUGACCUGUAUAACCCAUAUGAGGAUACUAUUUUCAAAUGUACAUUAAAAAUUCUUUCAGUAAUUUCUGGUCAAAAUAUGACACACCAUUUUAUGUCGGCUUUUAAAUCAUGAUAAAUAAGGGUAAAAAAAAAUGGUAUGCCUAUUUUAGAUUCUAUAUAGUCUUAUGUCUAUGAAUUAAAGUAAGUAUUGUUUUGAUUGUGGAGGACCUGUGUAUCUACGAUGUACAAGAUCACAGCAGUUUAUUAAAAGUCUCAUUACAACAGAAGAA
Acipenser ruthenus (sterlet) is the source of this 2908-nucleotide messenger RNA. Its product is annotated as V-type proton ATPase subunit B, brain isoform-like. The transcript is spliced from 14 exons. The coding region runs from base 108 to 1622 and encodes 504 amino acids. The record is from RefSeq and is a predicted model, not a curated record. Lineage: Eukaryota; Metazoa; Chordata; Actinopteri; Acipenseriformes; Acipenseridae. Gene Ontology annotation, molecular function: proton-transporting ATPase activity, rotational mechanism; ATP binding. Gene Ontology annotation, biological process: proton transmembrane transport; ATP metabolic process. Gene Ontology annotation, cellular component: proton-transporting V-type ATPase, V1 domain.